UUAUAUUUCAACCGUCGAAACUGAAACGUGAUCUAGACUCACUCUAGAAGAAUAGCCAAGCGCUUUGAGCUUGGAAGUAAAGCAAAAAAAAACACUCAACAAAAGACGCAAGUGAUGGCCAAGAAAGGGAAGGCUAAAAGUGGACCUGUGAAAGCGGAAGCUGCCACCGAGUCAGCUCCAACAGUUGAACCCGUUGUGGAAGAGGAGGCCGUGAAGGGCGUAGAAAAGCCAGUAGAUCCAGCCAAGCCUGCUGCUGAUGUACCUACUCCUGCCAAGGCAGCUUCAAAGCCAGCCGAAACGGACAAGAAACCUGCCUCUCCUAAACUGAAGCAGAAGCAGGCUCCAGCCAAGCCAAAGGAAGAUCAUCCGGUCAAAGCUCCUAUAGCACCACUGCAGAAUGGAACGGCCGGAGAAACCACUACCGCGGCAGAGGGAACUGCCAGCGAAGCUGAAGGUACUACAACCCUGAAGCGAAGACGCAACCGUCGGCACCGCAAGAAGAAACCAGUUGAAGGUGAAGAGGUCGAACAAAAGGCCACACCAGCUGAACAGAAGCCCAAGAAGGAACACAAGAAGAAACAUGCAAAGCGAAUGCGAGCCUUGGCCUUGGCUGAAUCUUCGGCUAAUGCACAGAUUGCUGCGGUCGAAGGUGCUAUUGCUGGAACCCCCGGUGAUGCUCCGAAGACCACCAACAGCGUAGAAGUUCUGCAGAAGAAGAUCGAAAUCGCGGAAAAAGUGCUCCAACAGGUGCAACAACAAACUAAUGAAGAGCAGAAGAAGCUGGACAAUCUAAAGCCAGCGUCCCCCAAGCAGCAAAACAAGAACAAGCAAGCAAGGAAUAGGAACGAUUCAGAUUCACAAAAGCAAGCACAGGCUGAAGUCAAGAAAGCAACCGAAGAACGGGACAGAAUCAAGAACGAAUCCAGAAAGCUAAUGGAGGAUAAGGUCAAGAAACAGCAGCAAAUACAGAAACUGCAAGCCGAAAAGGAUCAAAAAGACCAGGAAGCGAAACGGCUACUAGCGGAGAAGGACCGUAAGAUAGAGGAAGCGGUAAAGCUCCUAGAACAGCAAGCUCGUGUUGAUGCAGUCGAACAAAAAAUCAACGAAUUAACACAGAAAAAAACAGAAUCGACAGUCCAACAACAGCAGCAGCGUACCAGAAAGGAUUCCGAAAAGCAGAAGAAGCAAACUAAGAACGAUGAAGGUGCAAAGAAGCCAGUCGAUGAAAAAGCAGUAGAAGACAAGAAAGCAGCUGAAGAGCAAGCGAAGAAAGUAGCGGCGGAAAAGUUAACCACUGAAAAGAAGGCAGCUGAGAAGAAGAUUGCAGCUGAAAAAGCCGCUGCUGAAACGGUAGCAGCUGAGAAGAAAGCGGCAGAAGACAAGAAAAUUUCUGAAGAGCUAGCGAAGAAAGUAGCGGCGGAAAAGGAAGCCACUGAAAAGAAGGCAGCCGCAGAGAAAGCCACUGCUGAGAAAAAGGCAGUUGCCGAAAAGAAAGCGGCAGAAGAUAAGAAAGCAGCUGAAGUGCAAGCGAAGAAAGUAGCGGCAGAAAAAGUAGCCGCUGAUAAGAAGGCCGCCGCCGAAAAGGCCGCAUCCGAAAAGGCCGCUGCUGAAAAGGCCGCUGCCGAAAAGGCCGCUGCCGUAAAGGCCGCUGCCGUAAAGGCUGCUGCCGAAAAGGCUGCUGCCGAAAAGGCUGCUGCCGAAAAGGCUGCUGCCGAAAAGGCUGCUGCUGAAAAGGCCACUGCCGUAAAGGCCGCUGCCGUAAAGGCCGCUGCCGAAAAGGCUGCUGCCGUAAAGGCUGCUGCCGAAAAGGUCGCUGCCGAAAAGGCCGCUGCCGAAAAGGCCGCUGCCGAAAAGGCCACUGCCGAAAAGGCCGCUGCCGUAAAGGCCGCUACCGAAAAGGCCGCUGCCGAAAAGGCUGCUGCUGAAAAGGCCGCUGCUGAAAAGGCCGCUGCUGAAAAAGCUGCUGCCGAAAAGGCCGCUGCCGUAAAGGCUGCUGCCGAAAAGGCCGCUGCCGUAAAGGCCGCUGCUGAAAACGCUGCUGCCGAAAAAGCCGCUGCCGAAAAGGCCGCUGCCGAAAAAGCCGCUGCUGAAAAAGCCGCUGCUGAAAAAGCCGCUGCCGAAAAAGCUGCUGCCGAAAAGGUCGCUGCCGUAAAGGCUGCUGCCGAAAAGGCCGCUGCCGUAAAGGCUGCUGCCGAAAAGGCUGCUGCUGAAAAAGCUGCUGCCGAAAAGGCCGCUGCCGAAAAGAAAGCGGUAGAAGACAAGAAAGCAGCUGAAGCGCAAGCGAAGAAAGUAGCGGCGGAAAAGGAAGCCGCUGAAAAGAAGGCAGCCGAGAAGAAGAUUGCUGCUGAUAAGGCCACUGCUGAAAAGGCCGCUGCCGAAAAGGCCACUGCCGAAAAGGCCACUGCCGAAAAGGCCGCUGCCGAAAAGGCAUCCGCUGAGAACAAAGCGGCAGAAGACAAGAAAGCAGCUGAAGAGCAAGCGAAGAAAGUAGCGGCGCAAAAGGAAGCUACUGAAAAGAAGGCAGUCGCAGAGAAAGCCACUGCCGUCGAGGCCGCCGCUCAAAAUGCCGCGACCGAAAAGGCCGCUUCCGAUAAGGCCGCCGAAGCUAAGAAACAGGACAACAAGCAAUCCGACAACAAAGGGAACCAGAAUCAAAAAUCCAACAAGAGAAACAAGCGAACUCCCAAGAGCAGCGUAUCAGAAGACGAAAAAUCAACCGGUCCAAAAAACGUAGAAAGCAGCGAUUUUGUCUCAUCUGCUAAACCCGAGCAGGUUGUAGCAAAAUCGCUAGAAACUGCCGCCGUCGCCGCUGUAGCUGCAGCCUGUCCGGUUGUCGCCGUCAAGCCAGACGAGAAGAAAUCUGCCACCCCCGAAAAGACUGCUCCAGCCAAACCGGCCCCGACUGAUCAGAAGAAGAGUGCAUCGCCUCCAAAGACAAAUGGAACACCCGCCAAAACGAAACCACAGCCAGCAUCGACAACUCCAACCAAACAACAAACACCUUCGAAGUCACCCGAAAAGACACUGCCCAAAGCUUCCACUCCUACUCCUUCCAAGAAAGCACCUUCCCCACCAAAGACCGUUCCUUCGCGGGCAUCCCCGAAACCCAGUACCCCACCUACCACCCCGAAACCUACGAAGAAACCAGAACUCCCUCCAAAACCUGAAUUCCUUAAGAAGAAAUCUCCGUCGGUGGAGGACAAGCCGCCAACCACCAAGCCAGCGACUCCACCUGCAGAAGCUUCGGCGCCACCACAGGUACCAAGUGCAACUCCCGUCGCUCCAAGUCCUGCCCCUGUCAGUCCUGCUGCACCCGCCACUCCCACCUCUCUUGUCGCUGAAGCACCAACCCCGGAUGCUAAUGCUGCCGCCACCGCUCGGCUAACGGAAGAGCUGAACGGAUCCGCUGUGAAGAAACCUGCCGCCAGCAGCACCAAAGCACCAAAAUCCGCACCCAAGAAACCCGAUGUUCCCCCCAAACCAGACGUGCACAGUAAGAGCGCGGCCAAGAUGAAGACCCCAAUCAAGCAGCCUGUGGCCACCGGAUCGAAAGCUUCAACGUCUGAUUCUAGGUCCCCAGCCACGGAGCUAAGUAGAUCGGAAGCAUUUAAGAAAAAUAUGGAAAUUAUAUCCACCCUCGCCGAUAUCCUCCUGUCUCAACCCAAGAAAAAGAAAACCUCUACUCCCACAGAUAAUCCUACCCCUUCCCCUUCAUCAACACCUUCACCUACUACCAAUACAGCAGACAUCACUUCGAAUUCACCAUCCGUAGAGGCUAUCAGCUCUAAAACACAAGAACCAAAACCCAAGACACCGAAAUCGUCCCUCAAUCUGGAUCGCAUUCUAUCAAUUCUGAAAACGACUCAAAAUGACAACACUGCCGGCGGUUCUGGUUCUUCCAACGGUGCAGCCAAUGAGCAGCCAUUGCCCUCAACAUCUUCUGCUUCAUCCCCUGCAUCGCCUCAUCAAGCCCUUCUAAACAAAGACACAAUCCGUGUUUUGAUGCCUACCUUGCAGGAGGUAAACGUCAAAUUCAACGUCGAAAAGCAGCUGGCAGCACUGAAUGCGACCGUUGCUGCAGCCAGUCGAAUGCCCAAGACCCUUCCGGCCGGUACCGAAACAACCGAGGAAGACGAACUCGAGGAGGACUUUGACGAGGACGAAGAAUCCAUUGAAUACAAGUUUACACCUCGUCCGGUCUUUCUAGCCACCAACUGUCAGAUAUGUAAGAAUCCACUUCGGAACAUUAUGCAGUGCGAGAGCUGUCAUAUGGUAUCGUACUGCAAUGAAGAACAUCGACGAUCAGAUGCCGCAGGGCAUAAGGACCUCUGCGGUGUCAUCGUUGAACUCGCUAAGCGACGAGGUGGCCACAUCUACAACAUGGCGCACACACUGUCCGACGAGGAAUACCGUAACCUUCGCGUCUACACCCUGAACCAAUCGGAACAGAUGCUGAAGCGUCCGCUGCAAGCAUUCGAACGGGAAGUCUUACUGUUUCCGCGAACCUGCUGUUCUCCGAGUUGUCGCGAAUGGAGACAAGACCUGCUAACGGAAUGCAAGGACUGCCGUCAGGUUUCGUUCUGCACCGCACAUCCCGACCAUUUACUUCCAACGCACGGUCAGUGGUGCAAAGCGUUCUUCCUCUUCCAGAAGCUCAUCCUCCGCCAGAAGAUUCUCGGCCGCAUCGAACCGGUACUGCCGAUUCGCAUAGCCGGCAAGUCGUUCCAACUACCAUCGAACAUCGACGAAGUCAUUAAACUGCUGUACAAAAGUUCAAAUGCACUGCGUGACGAAUGUGCCUACGCUACGCUGACACAGAUCGCCACCGCACCGCUGACCGCCCUGCACGGUUACCUGAUGGCCGGUCUACGGCCGACGGAAACCUUUACUAUCCAUCUGGUCGGUGCGGAGUUGCAAUUUGAAGGUGACACCCUGGACAAGUGGGAAGCCUUCUUCCUUCACAUUGUGCCGGAAAUCACCGAGCUGCGCGUCGUGUUCGUCGGUCCCGAACUGAACGUCGAGAAUCUUCCGAUAGACAUCAUCAGCCGCAUCAGAAUGUGCCGAACGUGCCGCCAGAAGUGCCGUGCGGUCAAAUUCGACUUCCAGUGCCGGCGGUACUACCACGACUACCAGAGGGACAGCUGCUACAGCAAACCGAAUCUGAUCUGCUUCUUCAAUCCGGUCCUACAUUCAACUGCCGGAUUUGCUGGAUUCGAUACCUGGCCCGAUACCAUACAAGCCGCUGCCCAGGCCAACUGUCCGAUUGUGUCAACGGCAUACACCGAAUUGGAUAGCCCACUGGAUCUGAUUCGGUUCCAAAAGGAUGCCAAACGACCGCUGCAAAUUGUAACGCCACCUCAGCUCAAUCCGUUCAGAUCGAAGAGACCGGACCGGAACUUCAUUUCCGAUGAUGUUGUGCCAAUGAUUUUCAAAAACUAUCACUACUUCGUACUGAAAUGAUGAGCUACGAUCAUACACUAAGGACACUGUUUGGUGUUUUGAAAGGUUCUACCUCUACCUGAAUUAGCCGAUCUGCGUAAGGUAAAAUUACGUUGAACUAACUUUCCCGAAUCAAACUAACAAUAAUUUCCAUAUUCAUCAUAAUCAAUAUCUGUUGCAAUCAUUGUCCGAUAAUAAAUAUGAUAACAUUUAAAUGGAAAA
This is a messenger RNA of Ochlerotatus camptorhynchus, 5661 nucleotides long. RefSeq names its product neurofilament heavy polypeptide-like. Lineage: Eukaryota; Metazoa; Arthropoda; Insecta; Diptera; Culicidae. The record is from RefSeq and is a predicted model, not a curated record. The transcript has 7 exons. The coding region runs from base 115 to 5460 and encodes 1781 amino acids.